AUGGUGUUUGAGUCGCUGGUCGUGGACGUCCUGAACCGUUUCCUCGGCGACUACGUCGUGAACCUGGACAGCUCCCAGCUGAAGCUGGGCAUCUGGGGAGGAGCUGUAGCACUGAAGAAUCUUGAAAUAAAAGAAAAUGCAUUGAGUCAGCUGGAUGUACCAUUUAAAGUUAAAGCAGGACAUAUUGGUCAACUUAACCUACAGAUUCCAUGGCAAAACCUUUAUACUCAACCUGUUGAGGCGGUUCUUGAUGGAGUUUAUUUGCUUAUUGUGCCCACAGCCAGCAUAAAAUAUGAUGCUGAAAAAGAAGCCAGGCAGCUCUUGGAGGCAAGACAAAGGGAAUUGCAAAGGAUAGAGGAAGCAAAGCAGAAAAUAGCUGACCAAGAUAAAGUAAAAGAAGAGAAACAAGACACUUUUGUAGAAAAACUAGUCACUCAGGUCAUCAAAAAUCUUCAGGUGAAAAUUUCCAACAUCCAUAUUCGCUAUGAAGAUGAUAUCACAAAUCGGAAUAACCCCUUGUCAUUUGGGAUUUCACUUCAGAAUCUAAGUUUGCAGACCUCAGAUAAGAAUUGGAAUCCAUGUUUACAUGAUGAAACUGCCAAGUUGUUCUACAAGCUUGUACGACUGGAUAACCUUUUUGCUUACUGGAAUGUGAAAUCGGAGAUGUUCUACCAUGGUGGUUGUGAUGAAUCUUUGGUUAACUUAAAACAGGGAGUUGCCAGCCACAAUGUGAUUCCAGAAGGUUAUGAUUUUGUAUUCCGCCCAAUUUCAGCUAGAGCCAAACUCCUUAUGAAUCCUCGAUCUGAUGUUGACUUUUCAUCACCGAAAAUGGAUUUAGAUGUAAAUUUACAGGAUAUAACUGUUGAAUUCAAUAAGCCACAGUACUUCAGUGUUAUGGAGCUUCUUGAGUCUAUUGAUAUGAUGACUCGAAAUCUGCCAUAUAGGAAGUACAGACCUGAUGUUCCAUUGCACAACAAUGCCAAGACAUGGUGGAAAUAUGUAAUUUAUGGCAUCCUUGAAGUAAAUGUUCAACCUAAGCUCCAAAUGUGGUCAUGGGAACAUAUUCGGCAUCAUAGGAAACAAGUGAAGAACUAUAAAGAGCUGUAUAAAACAAAGAUAACAUCAAAAAAACCUAAUGAAGAAAUCUUAAAAUUGUUGGAGGAAUUCGAAAAGGCCUUGGAUAUUUUUAACAUCACUCUAGCAAGGCAACAAGCAGAAGUUGAGGCAUCUAAGGCUGGAUUAAAAAUCUACAGACCAGGAGUAAAACAAGAUGAUGAAAAUUCUGGUGGCUGGUUUAGUUGGAUAUGGAGCUGGUCAAGUGAAAAAAAGGAUGAACAAAAACAAGAAGUAAAGGGUUCAAGUCUUGAAGAGCUGAUGACACGUGAAGAGAAGGCUAAACUUUAUGCAGCAAUUGGAUAUAGUGAAACGGCUGUGGAUCCAACCCUUCCAAAAUCAUAUGAAGCCAUGAAGUUCUCUGUGAAGUUAUUAAGCAUGUCUAUAUCAAUAAGAGAAAACAAGCAAACUCCUGAGCUGGUAGAAUUUGCAUUAACUGGCUUGAGUACAGUGUUUACCCAACGACCAGGUGCACAAGCAAUAAGAUUUGAAACAAAAAUAGCCUCACUUGAAGUUACGGGCAUGUCCCGAGAAAAGUGUACACCCUGUCUCCUAUCUUCUCGAACGGUCUAUUCGGACAAGAGUACUUCACUCUUGAGCAUAAUGUUUGAGACUAAUCCUUUGGAUGAGAAAGCAGAUCAGAGGCUAAGAAUAGAAUCACAGCCACUGGAAAUAGUAUAUGAUGCGAUGACAAUAAAUAGCUUAGUGGAUUUCUUCAGGCCUCCAAAAGAUGUACAUUUAGAGCAGUUGACAUCAGCAACUCUGAUGAAGCUUGAAGAGUUCCGUGAAAAAACAUCAACAGGUUUGUUGUAUGUUAUUGAAACCCAGAAAGUGCUUGACCUCAAAAUUAACCUCAUGGCUUCAUACAUCAUUGUUCCACAAAAAGGAUUCUAUGACCGUACAUCAAAUUUACUACUUCUGGAUCUUGGUAGUCUUAAGAUGAAAAGCAAAAGUCGUUCUGAUUUAUCAGAACUCAAAGUAGGACAAAGCACUAUUGAAGAUAUAAUGUCAAGAGCUUAUGACAGUUUCGAUAUCCAGCUCAGCAGUAUACAGUUACUGUACAGCAAACAUAAUGAGAACUGGCAAGAGGCUCGGAAGCUGAAGUAUUCAUCUCAACAUAUCUUGCAGCCCUUGGAUGUAAAAGUGGAAUUUAGCAGGGCUAUGGUUGUUACAGAUGCAAGAAUGCCCAAGUUCAAACUGUCUGGACAGCUGCCUUUACUUUCUGUCCAAAUAUCAGACCAGAAGCUGACAAGUAUCUUAGAGCUGAUUGAUAGCAUUCCUAAACCAGAAAGUGCUCUUGCUACCAGUUCUCCUCCAAAAAUAACUGAGGCUGCAAUAUCCCCUGUGCUCUCAGCACCACAUUUAUCACAAGGUGUGUUUCCUGUUUUGGAUCUUCAUUCAUUUGCUGAGUCAGAAUCAGAAGAGGAAUUUUAUGAUGCUCUAAGCAGUCCUGUGGAAGACAUGCCAUUUUUUGAAGCCCCAUCUGGUUCCCUCAAGCGAGCUAGCAGUACAAGGCGAAAAAAACUACGUAAACAAGAAUCUUUGAAAAAUAUGACAGAAUUCCAGCUAAGGUUUGAAGUAGCUGAGGUCUUAAUUAAAUUGUGCCGUCUUACUGGUAAUACUGAGACACCUGUGCUGCAGCUUGAUAUUGUAGGGUUAGGCACUGAACUUAAAUUAAGAACAUUUGACAUGACUGCAAAUGCUUUCCUUCGUGAAGUUUGUCUGCUGUGCCCAGAGUAUAUGGAUGAUAAUGACAAGCCAGUUUACAUAAUUACUACUUUGGAUAAUGUAGAAGAUGAUCUUCUCACUCUGGAGUACAUAAAGGCUGAUAUUAAUGGACCAGAACUGAAAACUGCCUAUCAGAAUGUUCUACAGAAAGUAAAGGUGAACUUUUCAUCUCUAGAUGUUCAUUUGCAUACUGAAGCUCUGCUGAAUGCUAUGAACUAUCUUAAUAGUCUUCUACCCAAACAAGAAACUAAAGUUGCAGAAGAACCGGUCCAUGAAAAAAUAGAGGAGAAGAAGGAUGUUCUUAAGAAAUUAACAUCAAAAAAAUCGAAGUAUGAAGAUGUUAUUGACCUCAAUAUCUGUGCGGAUUUAUCCUGUUUACGUAUCUUUAUUAGAGAGAAGAAACAUAGAAUAGCUGAAAUUCACAUUGAAGGUUUGGAUAGCCAAGUGAUCAUGAAGAAAGCAGCAACAGAAGUGACUGCAAAAUUAAAGAACAUCAUUAUUGUGGAUUCUGAUGAGAUGGCAUUGUAUAAAAAGGCUCUUUACAUCACAGGAAAAGAAGUCUUCAACUUUAGAAUGAUAUCCUAUGUGAAUGCUACAGAUGGCAUUGCAUAUACAAAUAUGGAAGUUGUUGACAAUCGUAUUUACCUAACUGUUGGGUGUAUUCAAGUAGUUUUUGUCAAUAAGUUUGUUUCAUCUAUUUUGGCUUUUAUAAAUAACUUUCAAGCUGCCAAGGAAGCUCUUACUGAGGCAACUGUUCAAGCGGCAGAGAAAGCAGCUACAGGUGUAAAAGAGCUAGCAGAGCGUAGUUCCCGUUUGGCACUAGAUAUCAAUAUUAAAGCACCUGUUGUGAUAGUUCCACAGUCAGCAAUGUCUGCGAAUGUCCUGGUGGCUGAUCUUGGUCUAAUCACUGUGAAGAACCAAUUCUUUAUUGCUAAAACAAAAACACGGUAUAAUCUCCCACCUGUUGUUGACUCUAUGACGGUGAAAUUGAGUGAACUAAAGUUAUACAGAUCAUGCUACGAGCAGGGUUCAUUGCAAACUGAAGUACAGUUGCUGCAGCCACUCAAUCUGGAAGUAGCUGUUGAACGAAAUUUAGCUGCUGCAUGGUAUAAUGAAGUUCCUGAUAUUGAAAUAUCUGGCCGACUCAAGCCUAUGAAUCUAAUUCUCAGUCAGGAAGACAUUACCACAAUAUUGAGGACACUAAAUGAAAAUAUAGGUGGAAGCUCUGGUGCAUCAACAUCUUUACCAGAACCGAAAGAUACGACUAGCCAUUGUAGUGAUAUGCGUAGUACUUCACAGCACUCUGCAGGUGUAACUGUUGUGACAUCAGCUGUGGUGGAAUUGCAUUCACCUAUGAAAAUAAAAACAACACUAAAACUGGACUUCAGAUUCGACUCUCUGACUUUAGUAUUGUAUAGUCCAAAUUCAAAACAGGUUACAAAUUUGGAUCAGAGAGAUGACCUUUUGAAGCUUGCAGAGUUUAAGUUAGUUCUGAUGUCAGCUGCUGUCAAAAUGUUAUCAGAUGGUUCAAUGAAUGCUUCAGUCAAGCUGGCAAACUGUACAUUAGAUGAUAAAAGACAGUCAAUCCAGAAGGCUACACCAAGGAUGGUGGAAAUGAAACAUGGAUUUGAAAAGAAAGUUAUGGUCGAUAUGAGCUAUAAGCAGGGGAGAGAUGGCACUGUUCUUGAUGUGAUUGUUCAAGAGAUAUACCUUUGUGCAAGCAUGGAGUUUCUACUUACUGUUGCAGAUAUAUUCCUAAAAGCUAAUGCAGAAAGUGCUGCUGCACAGAGAAAUCUGAAACAGUCAUUACCUUUAAAGGAGCAAGCACCUGUGCAGCCUGUAUCUACAAUGGAAAUGAACAUUGUUGUUAAAAAUCCAGAGAUUGUGUUUGUGGCUGAUUUAACAAGAAGUGAUGCUCCUGCAUUGGUGGUUACAACACAGUGUGAGAUCUUCAUUAAAAAUAGCCCUGAAAGGUAUAGCAUGACAGCUGCUGUUAAAGAGAUACAAAUGAAAGCAUGCCCAUUUCUUCCAGAAAAAAGAAAAGGGAACAUUACUACGGUAUUACAGCCUUGUGACUUCUUCUUUGAAAUGAAACAGUCAGGUACUAAUCCACAGACAGCUGAUCUCACGAUUAAAUCUGUAACAAUAAAAGUUUCACCAAUAAUCAUAAACACAGUAAUUACUAUUACAUCAGCCCUUUAUCAAACUGCAGAAACAACAGAAGAAGAGAUUAGUCAAAUUCCUCCAGACUUGUGGAAUAAGAAAGAUAUAAAAAAUCUGAAAAUGUGGUUUCUUGAAGAGUCAAAUGAACAUGAAGAUACAAAUCCAACCGCUGAACUGGUUCCCACAGGAGAGUCAUUGAAAUUGAAUAUAGAAUCUGUUUUUCUAACACUUGAAGCUGGGGUUGGGCACCGAACUGUACCAAUGCUUUUAGCCAAGUCCUCAUUUCUUGGAGAAGUCAAGAACUGGAGUACUCUAAUCAACCUACGUUCUCGUCUUGAGCUAGAGGUACACUAUUUUAACGAGAUGUUUGGGGUGUGGGAACCUUUGCUUGAACCACUAGAAGUUGAGAAGACUGAUUUAUUCAAACCGUGGAUUCUUGAAAUCAAGAUGAAGAAGAAGGCUAAAAAAGCGUUGGUUGAAUCAGAUGCAGAAGAAGAAAAUUACAAAGUUCCAGAAUAUAAAACAGUAAUAAAUGUUUCCUCAAAAGACCAGCUGAACAUUACACUAUCCAAAUGUGGGCUGCAAAUGUUGAGUAACUUGGGCACGGCAUUUGCUGAAGCAGCUAGUCAAACUUCAGACAUCUUCAAAAAAGACCGAGCACCAUUUGUAAUAAUAAAUUCUUUAGGACUUCCCAUCACGGUCUCGCCUAGUGAUUCCUUUAGUGUCCUUAAUAUUGAAUUUGGAGCAAAAACAUUUCAUUUAAGAGAUGGAGAGAAUUUAAAUAUGGAAUUUGUCAGAACUAAAAAUGAGAGUGACCAGUUCACAGCAAUGACAACUCUGAGCAGCAAGAGGUUUUACAUUCAGAUCUGUCCACUUAAUCAUUCCACUGUGGAAAAGAUUCCAUUGACGAAAGUGGGUCGAUGUAUUUACAGAGUGAGACACGAGGAAUCCGGUGUUGAAAGGUCCAUUGUCUGCCAAAUUGACACUGUUGAAGGAAGCAAGAUGAUAACUAUACGUUCUCCUAUUCAGAUAAGGAAUCAUUUUUCAAUCCCGUUAAAUGUUUUUGAGGAAGGAAGAUGUUUAGGGACUGCUUCACCAGAAAAUGAAUUCAACAUACCAUUGUCCUCGUACAGAUCCAUACUGAGUUUGCAACCGCUAGCCAAUGAAAAUGGAGUGGAUGGAGAAUAUGAUAUGUGUGAAGGAAUUACAUUUGAUGAAAUUAUGAAAAAUGUUGACAGUUUAUUACAAAGGAAAUGCCAGUCUGUGAGGUCAACUAACCACUCACUUAUCAUCAAUAUUGUUCCUGUGAAAGACAUGUUGACAUCUUCAUUAUGUGCAGAAGAUCAAUGGGAUUUUCCAUAUGUUGUUCAUUUAUGGCCUUCUGUUCUUCUCCGCAAUCUGCUUCCUUAUCAAAUAACUUACUCUGUAGAGGGAAAUGGGAACAAAUAUGACACUCUACAAGAAGGAUGUUCAGCCCAGAUUCAUAAUGCAGUCUUGGAUCAAACAAAACUAGAUUUACAGUUGCUUAACUAUCUUGACCAAAAUUGGAAAAGUGAGUACCAUAUAAAAAGCAAUCUACCGGAUAUCACCUUCAUGACGUUUUACUGCAUCACAGAGUUGGAUAAGACUGAACUGGAUAUUGCUGUCCACGUGACCUACACAACUGGGCAGAUGGUUAUAGCAAUUCACAGUCCAUACUGGAUGGUCAAUAAAACCGGUCGAAUGUUGCAAUACAAAGCUGAUGGUAUUCACCGCAAGCAUCCUCCGGAUUACAAAAAGCCACUCCUUUUUUCUUUCCAGCCCAAAAACUUCCUCCAAAAUAACAAGGUGCAACUUAUGGUAACUGACAGUGAACUGUCUGAUCAGUUUUCACUGGACACUGUUGGAAGUCAUGGUUCUGUGAAAUGCAAGAGUCAUAAAAAGGAAUAUCAAGUGGGUGUCACCAUAAACAACAGCAGUUUUAAUAUUACUAGAAUUGUAACUUUCACUCCAUUUUAUAUGAUCUCAAAUAGAAGCAAAUACACUUUGGAAGUAGCUGAGGAAGGCAAGGAAAAGUGGAUUCCUAUUGUUUUGCAACAGUGCAUUCCCUUUUGGCCUGAAAAUGAUGCCAACAAACUGCUUGUUAGAGUUGAAAAUUCUGAUCUCCCCCCAAAGAAGAUAAAUUUUGAUAAGCAGGAAAACUGUCUACUACUGCAUUUGGACAACAAGCUUGGGGGAAUUACAGUGGAUGUUAACCUGACUGAACAUUCUACAGUGAUUACCUUUUCUAAUUACCAUGAUGGUGCAGCUCCAUUUCUGUUGAUAAACCAUACGAAAGAGGAAAUUAUUGAGUAUGGACAAAGCUCCCUCAGUGAAUUGGAAGACUGUCUUCAGCCAAAUAAGGCAGUACUGUAUACUUGGGCGGACCCAGCAGGAUCUAGAAAAUUGAAAUGGAAAUGUGGAAAUAGAACUGAGGAAAUUACCCCGAAAGAGGACAAAAUGGAAAUACUCAGCCUGGACUGUAGAAAAGUAGUCUAUUUAGUGUCAUUCUUUGAAGGUUUGCAGCGUAUUGUCCUAAUCACUGAAGAUGAGAAUGUAUUUAAACUGACAUAUGAAAGUGUAAAAGCAGAACUAGCAGAACAAGAAAUUAUUCUGUCUUUGCAAGAUGUUGGAAUUUCAUUGGUUAAUAAUUAUACAAAGCAAGAGGUGUCCUACAUUGGAAUUACAAGUUCUGAUGUGGUUUGGGAGACAAAACCUAAGAAGAAAUCAAGAUGGAGACCAAUGAGUGUUAAGCAGACUGAUAAAUUAGAACAAGAAUUCAAAGAUUACAGUGAGCUAACUCCUUCAGAAAAUAAGAUUAUUGAGUUGGAAUCAAAUGUUCUGGUAUGUUUAACUCCUAAUGGAAUGAACAUGAAAAUUCAACAACCAAAUGAGAUUCCUAUCAGAAGGAAUUAUCUGCCAGCUUUAAAAGUAGAAUACAGUUCAUCUGCACAUCAGAAGUCUUUCAGAAUUCAAAUUUACAGGAUACAGAUACAAAACCAGAUUCCUGGAGCCAUAUUCCCCUUUGUGUUCUAUCCUAUUAAGCCUCCAAAGUCCAUCACCUUGGAUUCAGCACCAAAACCAUUUACUGAUGUCAGUAUUGUAAUGAGAACUGCAGGACAUUCACAAAUAUCUCAUAUUAAGUAUUUUAAGGUCCUGAUUCAAGAGAUGGAUCUCAGAUUAGAUCUUGGCUUUCUGUAUGCCCUGGUUGAAUUCUUCACACAGACUGAUGUGCCGAGUGACCAAGAGCUAGAACUUUUCAAAAAGGAUGUUGAAUCCCUUCAAGAAGAACUGAUGAGUGUGUCAUCAAUGGAUACAUCACAGAUCAGCUUAUAUGAAUACUUUCAUAUCUCUCCAAUUAAGUUACACUUAAGCUUUUCACUGAGUACGGGUGGAGAAGAUAGUAACAAAGAAGAAAGAAAGAACGAAUUGAUACCACUUCAGUCCUUGAAUCUCCUGCUGAAGAGUAUAGGGGCCACCCUCACAGAUGUACAAGAUGUUGUCUUUAAGUUGGCAUUCUUUGAACUCAGCUAUCACUUCUGUACUACACAACAGCUCCAAUCAGCAGUUGUAAGGCAUUAUUCAAAACAGGCUAUUAAACAGAUGUAUGUUCUUAUUCUUGGCCUUGAUGUCUUGGGUAAUCCAUUUGGAUUCAUAAGAGGCUUGUCUGAAGGAGUAGAAGCAUUCUUCUAUGAACCUUACCAGGGAGCCAUCCAGGGUCCUGAAGAAUUUAUAGAAGGAAUGGCACUAGGACUUAAAGCACUAGUAGGGGGAGCUGUUGGUGGAUUAGCUGGUGCUGCAUCGAGAAUCACUGGUGCUAUGGCAAAAGGAGUAGCUGCGAUAACUAUGGAUGAGGAUUACCAGCAGAAAAGGAGAGAAGCCAUGAAUAAACAGCCCACUGGUCUGAGAGAGGGUAUCACUCGUGGUGGAAAAGGAUUAGUUUCUGGUUUUGUCAGUGGCAUAACAGGAAUAGUUACAAAACCAAUAAGAGGAGCUCAGAAAGAAGGAGCAGCUGGUUUUUUCAAAGGUGUUGGAAAAGGCUUAGUGGGAGCGGUAGCUAGGCCUACUGGAGGAAUCAUAGACAUGGCAAGCAGCACAUUUCAGGGUAUUAAAAAAGUUGCAGAUUCAUCAGAAGAUGUGGUAAGCCUGCGCCCACCUCGCUUCUUUGGUGAAGAUGGAGUUAUUAGACCUUACAGAUUAAGAGAUGGAACUGGAAGUCAAAUGUUACAGAAAAUUGAAAACGGAAGAUUUGCAAAACUCAGAUAUAUUGCACAUGCUAUGGUCAACAGUACAGAUCUGUUAAUGGUGACAAAAAGUGGUGUGUUAUUUGUGACAAAAGGGACAUUUGGACAGCUGACAUGUGAAUGGCAAUACACCUAUGAUGAAUUUACCAAAGAGCCAUUCAUCGUCGAUGGCAGAAGAUUACGCAUUGAAGCCAAGGAACGAGUUAAGUCUGUGUUCCAUGCCAAAGAAUUUGGAAAAAUCAUUAAUUUUAAAAGUCCAGAGGAUGCUAAGUGGAUCCUUUCUAAACUGGAAGAAGUGAGAGAGAAUCAACCAAAAUUGUAAUGAAUGAAGAAGCACCAAGAUGCGAAGAACACUGAACAGCUACCUUUUAAUUCCUCUUUAACAAGCAGAACUAUUUAAAUAUCAGAAACAAAAGCAAAAACAGGAGGGACGGAAGAUUUAUGAAAUUGUUUAUUAUGGUCACAACAGUCUAUGGCUCUAUCACAAAAACAGAUGACGUUAAGUUAAAAAAAAAUAAUCUAGUGAUCAAAAAAAUUCUUCCAAGUUUUGGCUUGUUUGGUUUGGUUUUUAAACGUAA
Molecule: messenger RNA, 9844 nt
Organism: Gavia stellata (red-throated loon)
Lineage: Eukaryota; Metazoa; Chordata; Aves; Gaviiformes; Gaviidae
Gene: VPS13A
Product: vacuolar protein sorting 13 homolog A
Exons: 72
Coding region: 1-9588 (3195 amino acids)
Biological process (GO): protein targeting to vacuole; autophagy; protein retention in Golgi apparatus
Cellular component (GO): extrinsic component of membrane
Source: RefSeq, a predicted model, not a curated record